This is a messenger RNA of Oryza sativa Japonica Group (Japanese rice), 1177 nucleotides long. Its product is annotated as MYB-like transcription factor EOBI. Gene Ontology annotation, biological process: regulation of DNA-templated transcription. Lineage: Eukaryota; Viridiplantae; Streptophyta; Magnoliopsida; Poales; Poaceae. Gene Ontology annotation, cellular component: nucleus. Gene Ontology annotation, molecular function: DNA-binding transcription factor activity; sequence-specific DNA binding. The record is from RefSeq and is a predicted model, not a curated record.
GAUCCAAGUGUGCGGCAGCAAAUCCACCGCCCCCUCACCCGUCUCUGCUCUGCUCUGCUCUCUGUUCCUCGCGGCACGCUAGCUAUUCGAUGGCCACCAGGAUGUGCGGCCGCGCCGGCGAGCCGGCGGUGCGCAAGGGCCCGUGGACGCUGGAGGAGGACCUCAUCCUCGUCAGCUACAUCUCGCAAAACGGCGAAGGAUCCUGGGACAACCUCGCGCGCUCUGCCGGGCUGAACCGGAACGGGAAGAGCUGCAGGCUGCGGUGGCUCAACUACCUGAGGCCCGGUGUGCGGCGGGGCAGCAUCACGCCGGAGGAGGACAUGGUCAUCCGGGAGCUCCACUCCCGGUGGGGGAACAGGUGGUCCAAGAUCGCCAAGCACCUCCCCGGCCGGACCGACAACGAGAUCAAGAACUACUGGAGGACCAAGAUACACAGGAAGCCGCGCGGCAGGAGCCAGCUGCUGCAGGAGCCGUGCGAGGACGCCAUGGGCAUGGGCAUGUCCACCACCACCAGCGAGGCGGCGUCGACGUCGGCGUCGAGCGGCCAGAGCCAGGCCAGCCCCGGCGUCUGGGAUGAGUACAUGCAGGCGAGCAGCUUCCCUCACCCGGAGCUUGUCUCCUUCGCCGCCGACCACCACCUCGAAAUGGCCGGCGUGGGCGAGGUCGCCGCCGCCGCCGCCGCGCAGUUCGUCCCGACUGAGUUCGGUUUCAAUGACGGCUUCUGGAACUUCGUGGACAACUUCUGGGAGACGAUGCCGGUUUCAGACGUGGUGUGACGCGCGCCACGCAAACCAAUUAACCGCGCGCGCGGCAGCAACUAGCUAGCGAAUAUAAUAGCACUAUAGCCUAUAGAGAGAAGAUACAAGAUACAGAAAUCGUCAACGAUGUCUCUAUACUUGCUUGUAGAGGCGGAUGUUUCAGAUACUUGAUCUCGCUUUUUGUUCGUGAGAGAACUUUUUUGGCGAGGUUAAAAAGAUGCUCUUCUGCACUCUGUGAGGUUCUGAAUUCUGAUACUUCAGAAAGCUACGACAAUAGUACAAGCUAAGAUUUAAUAGUAGCACAUGCAAAUGAGUGAAUCUGUAAUUCCGAAUCUUUUUGACAACACACGUUGUUGUAUCUGCGUCACUGCAUGUGCAGUGGCCCCGGUACUAAUACUACUGAGAUUUGGUUCUAUUUA